CGGACGGGACGCUCCAGUGUGGACACGUCGUUUAAUGUUGUGUCGUUUGAUUUGAGUAACAUUCCCCCCUCCUUUGUCUUAGCCUGGAGCAGAAAGUUGUCAAGUAAAGGAGGCUAACCUUGUGCUGUUAGCUGAACCAGCUAGUGUCCGCAGCUGUGACAUCUGCAGCGGAGCCGACACGCAGCGGGACAUGCUGGAUGUGUUGUUGGUUUUAAACAGAAACUGAAGGGUCUCUGCCGACAAUGUUUUUAUGAAGUGAAAGGAGGAAGAGACCGGUCAUUGUAAUGGGUAAAGAUUACUAUAAAGUGCUGGGAAUAGCCAAAGGUGCCACCGAAGAUGAGAUUAAAAAGGCGUACAGAAAACAGGCCCUGCGCUACCACCCGGACAAAAACAAGUCCGCCGGGGCAGAAGAUAAAUUCAAGGAGAUCGCUGAAGCCUAUGAUGUCCUCAGUGAUGCCAAGAAAAAGGACAUUUAUGACCGAUAUGGAGAAGAAGGAUUAAAGGGUUCAGCAGGUGGUGCAGGUGGAGGACACACCGGUCCGAGCUACAACUACACCUUCCAUGGAGACCCUCAUGCAAUGUUUGCAGAGUUCUUUGGUGGCCGCAGCCCAUUUGAUCACUUCUUCUCACAGAAUGGAGAGGACAGUAUGGACAUCAAUGACCCCUUUGGCAUGCCAUUUGGCAUGGGAGGGAUGGGCGGCAUGGGUGGGUUUCAUAGGUCCUUUAAAUCCCACCCAGGAGGCCCUCACAGGGCCCACGAAAGAAAGAAGGACCCGCCUGUGAUGCACGAGCUGAAGGUGAGCCUGGAGGAGGUUUUCUCCGGCUGCACCAAAAAGAUGAAGAUUUCUCGCAAAAGACUGAAUCCAGACGGCUGCACCAUGCGCAGUGAGGACAAGAUCUUAACAGUGGACAUCAAACGUGGCUGGAAAGAGGGGACGAAAAUCACCUUCCCCAAAGAAGGAGAUGAAACUCCCACUAACAUUCCUGCAGAUGUGGUGUUUGUGGUCAAAGACAAACCCCACCCAGUGUUCAGAAGAGAGGGCUCAGAUAUAAUUUACCCGGCAAAAAUAUCACUCAGAGAUGCGUUGUGUGGAUGCACAGUCAGCGCCCCCACACUGGAUGGCCGGACCAUCACUGUGACCUCCAGAGACGUUGUCAAGCCCGGAAUGAAAAAGCGCAUUUCUGGAGAAGGGCUGCCGCUGUCCAAGUUCCCCGAGAAGAGGGGCGACAUGAUCUUGGACUUCUCUGUGAAAUUCCCGGAAAAACUUGGCCAAAACACCCGCGACGCACUCAGGCAGAUUCUUCCACCGUGACUUGAAAGGACUAAAGUUUGCUAAACUCUUAACAUAUCUGCAUUUCCAGUGGCACUCUCCUGUGCACCGUUAUAUUUUAGCCCGAACGAUUGAGGCUCAGGGCAGAUUUGCUUCCAGCUGAGUGUAAUUUUACCGUCUGAGCAACAAAUCCAUAUUCUUAAACAGUAUCAAGUCAGUUUAAUGGAGUGUCUUAAGACAACAGAACAGCUGAUUUUAACGCUUCUUGUCUGCAUUCAGCUGAGGUUCAGUAACAGUAUUCAGUAACAGACUGCCAUUUGUCAGUUUAAAGGAGGAGAAGUAAAUAGAAGAAGCCUCUAUCUAUCUGUCAAUCUCUCUAUCUCUCUCCCACUCACUCUAUAUAGCUCUAUAUAUAUAUCUAUAUCUAUCUAUAUCUAUUUAGUGAAAAAGAAAUUACACCCCAUGAAAAGCUAUGGACAUUUUUUAAUCUUCAUUUUUAACACAUUUAGUUUAAUAUUGAGAAACGUAGUUAAUAUAACUUAACAAAUAAAACUAAAGACCCAACUUUUAAAAAUGAUCAGUAAAUGUAAUUAAUAGAAAUGGAAUUUUCUUGCUAGGAAUAAGUGAGGACACCCCCACAUUUAUUACUACUUAAAACACCUAAAAUUAGAAUUCAAUGUGCCACAUCAGGUGCAAAUCAUCAGAACAUCAUUACGGCGGGAACACACCGAAGAAUGACGAAAAGCAAUCUCUAUGGAAACUCGCAGCAGGCCGCUUUUCACCACUCUUCGGUGUGCUCCCGGUGUUAGAGAUGAUUUUGGAGGAGCCUGCCUUAUUUAAAACAACAUUUGUAGUUUGGUUUGCUGGUGAUUGUUGAAGUGAGUAGUAUCACUAUUGUGAGAUGAAAAGAGCUCUCUGAGGCUUUUAGAAAGAAGGUCGUAGAUACAUCUGGAAUGAAUUUAAAAGAUCUUCAGACAAUUAAAAAUCAGCAAUUCCACUGUCUGGAAAUUUGCAAGUAGAGAACAUUUAAAACAUCUGCUAACAUGGCCAGGUCAGACUGUCCUAGCAGGUUCAGCCCAAAAGCAGAGCACAAGAUGCUUAAAAAUGGUCUCCAGCAAUCCUAAAAUGUCAUCACGCACUUAUAAGUAGCUCUUACCACAGCUGAUGUCAAUGUAUAUGUACCAACCAGCAGAAAGAGGAGGAGGAAACCCUGCUGUCCAAAAAAACACAAACAAUGUGCUUUGGACAGAUUAAUCAAAAUUACAAUUAUUUAGGCACUGUAAUAAAAGACAUGUUUGGCACAAAUCAAAGUCAGCAUCUCAUAGCAGCUGUGUGAAGCAUGGGGGCAGAAAUAUCCUAAUUUGGUGCUACUUUGCUGCAGCAGUGUCUGUCCAGAUCCCCAUCACAGAAUCCACUAUGAAUUUUUUAUUGUGUCAGAUGUUGCUUAAGGAAAAAUGUGAGACUUUCUGUCCAAAUAUUGAAGCUGAUGUGGAUCAUGCAACAUGACAGUGACACAAAACAUUACAGUAAAUCCACAGAGGAGAAAGAAAUGGAGAGUCCUGGAAAGGCUGAGUCAAAAGCCCGGAUCUUAAUCCUAUUGAAAUGCUGUUGUGUAAUUUAAAACGGGCUGUGUGCAAGAAACGCCUCAUACAUCACACAGCUGAAAGAAGUGGACUGUUAUAGGAAACGUCUAAUUGAGGUUAUUUCAGCCAGAGGGGGCAAUACAAGCUAUUAGGGUACAGUGUGUCCUAACUUUUUCCUCCAAUAGGAAAGGUCAAAUUUCAUUGUUUUUGGUUCAGUUACACCACUUUAUCUAUAGAUGGUGUUUGAAAGUAGGUUUAUGUCCAUAUAUUUCAUGGGGUGUCCUAAUUUUUUCACUACUGUGUAUAUAUAAAAUCACACAAGGUGUCAAGUAGUAGCCGUUGGUUUGGCUCUUUAAGAAGGAGAUGAUCUGAUCAUAGAAACCAGACUUUUUUUUUGAAGCAAAGCUCACUGAUUUGUCCCACUUAAAAAAAUGUAAAAUAGGAAAUGAGGAUUUGGUUUCACAGCAGUUUUUGGGAGUGCUUCAAGGCAACACGCAGCCAGCUAAUUAACAAUACCUCAGGUGCAGUGAUGCAUGCUUGAAAGUAGCUAAAACUUCAUUAUUCUGCAGGGUUUUGGUUACUGUUACAUAGACUGAAAUUAACUGCACCCAUCCUGAGAGGUGAGAACAUUUUAAAUAGGCGUGCAACGAGCUGAUCCACGGUAGCAAAUCGGUAUCGGCCAGAUGUGACCAAUGAGCAUUAAUUGUCCUUGUCAGUGUCAUAAAUGAAAUAGUGUGUUUCUGCUGCCAGUUACACUCAUACAGUCACUGGAAAAUCCAUUUAAAAUAAGCCUAUAAAUAAUGGUGGCAUGUGGACGUGUCCAGUUAUAAAUAAAUAGCGAUGUGACCUUACAGUCAUAUAAUGACUAAUUCCAGCGAGUGACGUAGCAUCAUACAGACUUUAAAUUUAGGGAGGAGAGCACUACUAUCAGCAUCAGUAGUCUGUGUCAGCAGAUAUUUGAGUUUAAGUAUCAAGUCAAGAGAAAAUGAUCAAAUUGAUACGUCCCUCGUGUUAAAGUUGGCACAUACUGCAUAAAUGUUUACUUUCAGAUGUAUCCUGUUUAUCCAGGAGUACACACCCACCCUAUUGCUCCUGUAAAAUGUCUGUGGGGAGACUUUUUGUGCCAAAUAAUAGUCCUUGUGUAAUUAUAAUGUGUGCGUGUGUGUGUCUGAAAGUGUGUCGAGAGCAUGUGUGUAUUUCGUCAUGUGUGACUAACAAACUACCAAAAUCUAUUUACUUCAUUCAGACCCUCUGAGUAAACACUGUGUGUGUGUGUGUGUGUGUGUGUGUGUGUGUGUGUGUGUGUGUGUGUGUGUGUGUGUGUGUGUGUGUGUGUUACAUUUCAGUUCCUGAUCUGUUAACUGUCUGUUUUAUUUCAUCUGAAGCCAGUCAGUGUAUUUUUUUAACCUGACAUGUUAUGAGUUUGGUGUAUCAGUCAGGUGAAAUAUAGUCGUUUUGAUCUUAAAGUUUCACUCCUAACUGUCUUUAAAGGCCUGUAGGAUAUAUUUUUCUUUCAUUAUUUUGUCCUCCAUCAUGUCUUCUAUUAGAGCUUUUAACGGCACUUGCUUCAACAAAAUCUGGCAAAAUGUGAAGUGUGUAUUCACAGUUCAGUACUAAGCUACAACUAUUCAAAAGCCUGUGCACUUUUGACUGUAGUGAUGAAGGACGUUAGUUACUCAGUUAGUUUGUUUGCACAUUCAGAUUUUUUUGUGUUACCGUGACUGUCGGAAAACAUUUCAUGGCGGUCAUUACUUGCCUCCUCAUCCUGCUCCUGGUGGAGUUUUAAGUUUCUAUUUGACACAAACAUGUGGUUUAACAUGAACGUAGAGAUGUGUAAUCUCUCUUAAUGUUUAACUAUUUUUUUGUUUGAUUUUAAACAAAAGAUUUGCUUUUAUUUUUUUUCCUUUUUAUGGAAAAAUGUGUAAGCAUUAUUAUUUUGUUUGACUUCCUGUUUAUGUUGUUUUGAAAUUCUUCAGGUUGGGAUUCAGGACAUUUUUGAUUUUUAACAACAAAAGCUUUUAUGACUUGAUAAUGGGAUGAUAACUUUUAAUAGAUAUUUCCUAUGCUGUGAUGAUUUGGAUUUCCACAUUAAAGAGACUAGCAAACAAAACCCGGGAACGUCUCAUCACUUAUGGUCUAUGCAUUUUAAUUAUUGAUGACAUUUUCUCUCUGUCUGCACUAUGAAGAAGCAUUCACUGUAUUAAU
Scomber japonicus (chub mackerel) is the source of this 5059-nucleotide messenger RNA. RefSeq names its product DnaJ heat shock protein family (Hsp40) member B1a (gene dnajb1a). The record is from RefSeq and is a predicted model, not a curated record. The transcript is spliced from 3 exons. Gene Ontology annotation, cellular component: cytosol. Bases 285 to 1313 code for a protein of 342 amino acids. NCBI's taxonomy places the organism in Eukaryota, Metazoa, Chordata, Actinopteri, Scombriformes, Scombridae. Gene Ontology annotation, molecular function: transcription corepressor activity; Hsp70 protein binding.